CGGCAGACUCACUUCCGGCCAGGCCGUUAAGAUGGCGACGCCCAUGCACCGGCUGAUUGCCCGCCGACAAGCGGAGGCAAACAAGCAGCAUGUGAGGUGUCAGAAGUGUUUAGAGUUUGGCCACUGGACCUAUGAAUGUAAAGGGAAGAGAAAAUACCUGCACAGGCCUUCAAGGACAGCUCAGCUGGCCAAAAUCCUUAAGGAGAAAGAAAAGCAGCUCCUGCUGCAACAGAGCACUGCAGAAAGUGCUGCAGAAAAGAAGACCAAGAAAAAAAGGUCCAAGAGUGUGACCAGUUCCAGCAGCAGCAGCAGUGACAGCUCAGCCAGCGACUCCUCCUCCGACAGCGAGGACUCCUCUUCCUCCUCCUCCUCCUCCUCGGACAGUGACAGUGAGGACAGCAACUCCUCCUCCUCCUCCCCCUCCUCCAGCAGCUCUUCCUCCUCCUCCGACUUCGAGUCGGAUUCCAGCUCCUCCAGCAGCAGCAGCAGCAGCAGCACAGACAGCAGCUCUGAGGAUGAGCCCCCAAAGAAGAAGAAGAAGAAAUAGCUGGGGAGGUGCAGGACUGGUGUGGAGUGAGUGACACUGCCCUGCCAGGGCUGGAGCACACGGCUGCCAAGCACUCAGUGGUCAACAUUUCUCCUGCUCCCAUUUCUUAGUGUUCUGCAUAGUUGUUCAUAGGACAUGGAAGGGAUUAAAUGGCACGUGAGACUUAAUGAGAGAGUAUUUUUGUGGUUUAUCCUUUUACGGAAGAUUUUACUUUUUUAGCUCCCAAAAAAAAAAAAAUUCUAUCAUCAGAUUUGUUUAUAAGAGCUAAAGUCCUGUAGCAGCUAAACCUGGAUGUUCACAUGCUGGAAAGCAAAAGCUUUUUUUUUUUUUUUUUGUUGCAGAUUAUGCUGUGCAUCAUGUACUGUUCCUCUGUUAAUGACAGCUUCACUUCCAUUGAGAAAAAUCCUCUAAACUGUUAAAAGCAGAAGUUUUUCAGUGCUGCUGUGGAGCUGUGGCAUUGUUGAACCUGAAUGCACAACGUGUCCCACCCAGAUCCUCCCACCUCGCUGGUGACAAUCGGGUUCUGUGCUGCUGAGCUUGUGUUCCAGUGGCUUUUCCUGAUGCUUCCAGGUGCAGUCCUCACUGCAGCACCCAGCUGAGCUGUGUUGGUUUGUCCCUGUGCUUGUGCUGCCCCGUGUGCUUGGCUGUGUGUUGGAGGUGUUUGCUGAGACACAGGGCUGGUUUGGAGGGCAGCAGCUCGGGGAAUCGGGGCUGCUGCUGCUUCAGGAGUUUCAUCUUUGUGCCUUUUUUUUGUAAAUUCAGUGUACCCCAGAGACAAGGGCUGGAGUGGGUGUUCUGCAGGGCUCCAGCAGAAUAUUCCCAUCUGUUAAAUGGGCAGCAAAACCAGAGAAUUAAUUACAAACACAACUGGGCACUGCUCUCUCUGGAUGCUCAGUAAAACAGAGACUCCCUGAAGUGAAGGUCUCAAAGGAAAGUGUUCCCCUCUGGAUGUGUUUCCCAAGGAAUGUGUGAAUGCAGGAUGGCCAGGCUGUGCUGAGUGGCAAUCUGCAGGAAUCCAGUCAUUCUUUGACUCCAGUCUGCAGGAAUCCAGUCAUUCUUUGACUCCAAUCUGCAGGAAUCCAGUCAUUUUUUGACUCCAGUCUGAAGGAAUCCAGUCCUUCUUUGACUCCAAUCUGCAGGAAUCCAGUCAUUUUUUGACUCCAAUCUGCAGGAAUCCAGUCAUUCUUUGACUCCAAUCUGCAGGAAUCCAGUCAUUCUUUGAUUGUGGGAAUGGUCCUGGAGAAGCAAGUGAGUGCAAACCCCACAAAAGCAGAUCCAAACUCGCUGCAGAACAGGGAUUGCUGGAUGCAGAGUGGGAAUUGUUUGGUUUUCUGGUGGAUUGAAGCAGUUGCUGUUAGUGUUCUAUUUGGUGAUGCAUUCUCCUGAAUUUCUUAUUGUUGGAGUGCCCUUUUGGGGAGGGGGCAUCACUUGUGGAAGAAUUCUCAAGUAUCUUGGUUUAGGUUAAAUACAGUUACUAAACUAUUUUUUAUAUUUUUUAUGGAAAGAGUAGUGUGUAGACUUACUUUGGAAUAAACUGUACUUAUUUAAAUGUUUGAAAAUCCCCAUGAUGUGUGUCUGUCUGACCACUCCUGUGUUUUACAGAACACGCUGCAGGCUGUAAAUAAAACUACCAGAAAGGUGUUCAAGUCUUGUGGAGUGAAUGUGCCAUUCAACGGGAAAGUGAAUCGAUUAUUAAACACUAGUUGCUACCUUGAGGCUUACUGCAAAUAUCUGAAAUAUUUGUGGUGUUUGUGAGCAGGUUUCAGCCGGAGCUGCCCUGGCAUUCCCUCACAGAGGGGCAGGACUGCUCCCCAGGAAGUUCUCCGGCCGG
Messenger RNA from Onychostruthus taczanowskii (white-rumped snowfinch), 2378 nucleotides. It is a transcript of the gene ZCCHC10, whose product is annotated as zinc finger CCHC-type containing 10. Bases 32 to 547 code for a protein of 171 amino acids. Gene Ontology annotation, molecular function: zinc ion binding; nucleic acid binding. NCBI's taxonomy places the organism in Eukaryota, Metazoa, Chordata, Aves, Passeriformes, Passeridae. The record is from RefSeq and is a predicted model, not a curated record. The transcript has 4 exons.